Molecule: messenger RNA, 4830 nt
Organism: Anguilla anguilla (European eel)
Lineage: Eukaryota; Metazoa; Chordata; Actinopteri; Anguilliformes; Anguillidae
Gene: ndst2b
Product: N-deacetylase/N-sulfotransferase (heparan glucosaminyl) 2b
Exons: 17
Coding region: 908-3565 (885 amino acids)
Cellular component (GO): Golgi apparatus
Molecular function (GO): heparan sulfate N-sulfotransferase activity; deacetylase activity
Source: RefSeq, a predicted model, not a curated record
GUUCGCUCCUUUCGGCAAAGUGAGCGAGUGCAUUAAUCGCUGUGUGAAGAUGGCGGAGUCGUAUGGGAUGCGAUGAAGCGGCUUUAUAAACUUCCAGUUUUGAAAACAUUUUAAAAUCCAGGCGCGUUUCAUAAGACCUAAGACUUCGGCACAAUAUAUCUGGUGAGCAAUUCUCUACACAAGCUCUGCUUAAGGCACAGAGGAGCCCCCGCCGUGGAAGACGGACCAGACCAGAGGGUUGUUUCCCAUGGCAACCAGGAAGCUCUGAAAAAUCUGAUCGAAAGUGAAGGUGCGUGACCGGCCCUCUUCUCCAGGAAUGACCAGACCGGGGGGCACUUGAGGGUGGCUGUCCUCGGGAGAGUUCCAGAACAGAAGACACUGCGACCGCUCCCUUGACGGGGCCACGCUCUGGACUCCAGCUAGGAGCGACGGGGGAAGCCAAGGACCGUCGUCUACUGUCCACGCGUGCGAGCGUUCGUGAACGUUUGCGUGUCGCUGAGAGAAAGGGAGAAGGUGAGAGGAAGAGGAUGAAGUAAUGGUGGAAAAGGAGAUCUGAGGGUUGGGGAAGAAGGAAGAAGUGACAGUUGAAUCAGGGGGAGGGGCUGAGAGAAAGAAAUAACAGUGAGAUACAGAGAGAGAUAGCGAGUGAGAAAGAGAGAUAGCCCGGAGGCAGAAGCUAAGCAACAGUUUGCACUUGUGAGAGAGCGGGGAGGCGGAGCAAGAGGGAACAGUGGGCGUGUCCCUAAGGGGGCUAUGGGGGCCAUGGUCACCUAAGGCCAAUGGCUGGUCCUGGGCGGAACUUGGUGCCAGCGGCUACCCCACUCUCUGCCUCAACUCCACCCUUCUCUUUCUCCUCCGCCUGUGUUGGCCGCCUCCCCGGCCCCGCCCCUCCCCCGCCCCCGCCGCCAUGGCGGGCGUGUGGAAGCUGGGGCGGAGCCUGCGGCAGCCGGAGCUGCACCGCCUGGUCCUGGCGCUGAUCGUCUUCUGCCUGGUCUCCAUGGCGCUGCUGGCCUACUACGUCAGCAGCAGCCCCAAAAUCAAGGAGGCGCCCCCUCUGCCGCUCAGCGACUGCGGGGCGGGGUCGGCGGCAGCGGGGGCCCCCCGGGGGCCCUUCUUCCUGCCGCCGCGGUCCGGCCGCCGUCCCGCCGCCAAGGCCGGGGACGUCCCGCGCACAGACCCCGCCGUGCUGGUGUUUGUGGAGAGCACCUACUCCCAGCUGGGCCAGGAGAUCGUGGCCGUCCUGGAGUCCAGCCGCUUCCGCUACCGCACCGAGAUCGCCCCGGGGAAGGGCGACAUGCCCACCCUGGCCGGCCGCGACCGGGGACGCUACGCCCUGGUGGUCUACGAGAACAUCCUGAAGUACGUCAACCUGGACUCCUGGAACCGCGACCUGCUGGACAAGUACUGCAUCGAGUACGGUGUGGGCAUCCUGGGCUUCUUCAAGGCCAGUGAGAACUCGCUGCACAAUGCCCAGCUCAAGGGCUUCCCGCUGCUCCUCAACUCCAACCUGGCCCUGCAGGACUACCGCAUAAACUCUGCCACCCCGCUGCUCUACAUCACCCGCCCAAACCUCGUAGACCCGGGCCCCCUGCCCGGUAACGACUGGACCGGUUUCCAGUCCAACCACAGCACCUAUGAGCCGGUGCUCCUAGCCAGCGCCCAGUCCUCGGAGCCUCCGGGCCAGCAGGGGGCGACGCACGCCACUGUCAUCCAGGACCUGGGCCUCCUGGACGGCAUCCACAGGGUGUUCUUUGGAAACAACCUCUCAUUUUGGCUCCACAAGCUUAUCUUUGUGGACUCCAUCGCCUACCUGACAGGCAGGCGGCUCUGCCUGCCAAUGGAGCGCUACCUGCUGGUGGACGUGGAUGACAUCUUCGUGGGCAAGGAGGGCACCCGCAUGAAGGUGUCUGAUGUGGAGGCUUUGCUUAACACACAAAAUAAACUACGAUCACUGGUCCCCAAUUUCACCUUUAACCUGGGGUUCUCUGGAAAGUUCUACUACACAGGGACAGAUGAGGAGGACCGGGGGGACGACAUGCUGCUGAGGCACAGGAAGGAGUUCUGGUGGUUUCCUCACAUGUGGAGCCACAUGCAGCCUCACCUCUUCCACAACGUCACCGUCCUGGCUGAGCAGAUGAGGUUCAACAAGCUGUUUGCGCAGGAACACGGGAUCCCCACAGAUAUGGGGUACGCCGUGGCCCCCCACCACUCGGGGGUGUACCCGGUGCACACCCAGCUGUACGAGGCCUGGAAGUCAGUCUGGGGGAUCCGGGUGACCAGCACUGAGGAGUACCCCCACCUGAGGCCCGCCCGCUACCGCCGCGGAUUCAUCCACAACGGCAUCCAGGUAUUGCCCAGACAAACGUGUGGCCUCUUCACUCACACCAUCUUCUAUAAUGAGUACCCUGGGGGCUCCAAAGAGCUAGACAAGAGCAUCCGUGGGGGGGAGCUGUUCCUCACCGUACUGCUCAACCCUGUCAGCAUUUUCAUGACCCACCUGUCCAACUACGGGAACGACCGACUGGGCCUGUACACCUUUGAAUCCCUGGUGAAGUUUGUGCAGUGCUGGACCAACCUGCGCUUACUCACCCUGCCCCCGGUGCAGCUGGCGGAGAAGUACUUCCAGAUCUUCCCUGAGGAGAGGGACCCCUUGUGGCAGAACCCCUGCCAUGACAAGAGACACAAAGACAUCUGGUCCAAGGAGAAGACCUGUGAUAGACUUCCCAAGUUUCUGGUGAUUGGCCCACAAAAGACAGGUACCACAGCGCUGCACUCCUUCCUGACCCUGCACCCCGCCAUCACCAGCAGCUUUCCCAACCCCAACACUUUCGAGGAGGUGCAGUUCUUCAACAGCCCCAACUACCACCACGGCAUCGACUGGUACAUGGAAUUCUUCCCCUUCCCCUCCAAUGUCAGCACAGACUUCAUAUUUGAGAAAAGCGCCAACUACUUCGACUCGGAGGCCACGCCCAAGAGAGCCGCCGCCCUGCUGCCCCGAGCCAAGAUCCUGGCGGUGCUCAUCAACCCAGCUGACCGAGCAUACUCUUGGUACCAGCACCAGCGUUCGCACCUGGACCCCACAGCCCUUAACCACACCUUCCACCAGGUGGUGACAGCGGGGCCGUCCUCGUCCCCGGAGCUGCUCGCCCUGCGCCGUCGCAGCCUGGCCCCCGGGGCCUACGCCACGCACCUGGAGCGCUGGCUACGUCACUACCCCCCCAGCCAGCUCCUGAUCGUGGACGGGGCCCUGCUGCGCUCCAACCCCGCAGCGGUGAUGGACGGAGUUCAGAAGUUCCUGGGGGUCACACCCCAUUUCAACUACACACAGGCCCUGGUAUAUGACGAGAGCAAGGGCUUCUGGUGCCAGAAACUGGACGGAGGUCGGGCCAAGUGUUUGGGCAAGAGCAAAGGCAGGAAGUACCCAGACAUGACACCAGAGACUCGGGCCUACCUGACGGGGUACUUCAGAGAGCUCAACAUGGACCUGCUGCGGUUACUGAGCCGGCUGGGCCAGGCCCUGCCCGGCUGGCUGAGGGAGGAGCUACAGAGCGGACGCUGGAGCUGAGACCGCACCGGAACCGGAACCGGAACCGGACCGGACCGGACCGGGACCACGCAGCAUCGCGCCGCGAGGCGCACAGCGGGACGGGGCGGGAGCCCGGAGGGAGGUGCCAGGCAGAGGGAGGUUCUGAUCCGCACCAUUCCCCCCGACCCCCCUCACCAACCCGGCGGGGCAGUCCCAUUAACUGGGUGUGGACGAAAGCGGGACCCCCUCUUCGCUGCCGCACAGUAUUGGAGCAAAGGCUCAUGGGAGACUCUGGCCAACUUGUAGAGAGGACUUUGGCGGCAGGAUUCUCAAAUGUAUGGAGAAAAACCUGUGUACUUCAGUCGUCACACUUAUUUUGCGGGGAGGGGGGCGGGGUGGAGCUGUCAGUAGCUCACCAGUUUGACCCAAUCAGUGUGUUUUUAUUUGGAAAGCAGAGUGCUAAUUUGUUCAAGUGAGUCAAUGACUGACACUGACGUUAAGUUCCACCUAUUAAGAGGCUCCAAGACCUCACUUGUUACUAUUUGUCAUUCCUACCAGCUGAUUGGGCAGUGAUAAAAGCCCUACUCUCACCCCUCUAAGCCAACCAAUCAGGGCCUGAGAAGAUGAGAUGCACAAGCUGAUGGCAAGAAAAAGGGACAUGAGCCCAAUGCACCUUUUUAGUAUGUUGUUUUUUGUAGUUUUUAGUUUGAACAGUAAAAGUAUUCAUUUCUACAUCCAUGAUGUAUAUUGAUGUUAAAAGGGUUGAUUAGCAGUAUCAAUAUAGGACUACACAGAAAAACAUUGUAAAACUGAUGUAAAAUUGUACCUUUUUACAAAGCCUGAUGAAGCAGUAGAUCCAGGAAACACAAUAACUACAUCAUCAGAGGAGAAAGUGCGGAAGUGUAGGACGAUGGAAGAUCUGAUCUAUGGAUAUCGAGCAAGUAGAGGACAAUCAAGGAUGGCCUUACAGUACAGGAAAAGAAACACACACACACACACACACACACACACACGGAGCUAUCUGAAGCUGUGUGGGGUUGAAAACUGAGUACUGUACGCACUGAAGUCCCAGAAGGAACGGAUGAGUGAGACUUAACCCAGCUGAUCCGGGAUGAGCCGAUCCGGACUGCCGAGGGGUCGCUCGAAAUCACGCUCCGUCUUUCAUCUUCAUGUUCUCCUAUUAUAUUUUUUUUUACAAAAGAAAAAAAACCAAAAAAAACAAAAACAGUCUCUCAAAAGCAGACUCAGAGCAACCCCGGCAGCUGGGUGAGGUCUGAAUUAAAGGCAGCCAUGUUUCAACAGCG